AUGAGAAUUCAAAUUCGAUUCUUUUUCAUUGAAAGAAAGAAAAUAAUGAUAAAUAGAUCAUUCACAAUAUUAGUACUUUUUAAAGUGCUUUUAUUUUCAAUUUAUAUAAAUGCUGCAGAUCCAGUACCAUCACAAACCUCAACCAACAUAAAUUGGAAUCCUGAUUUUGGUGUAGUUUACUUAACUUCUGAAAUUGCUUUGAUAGUGGAUCAAGAUAAAGCAGCCUGGAGAACAACCGAUAGUGGAAAAAAUUGGAAUAAAAUAAAUGUUGCAAAUGAUGAUAUUGUUUCUCAUGAUGAAAUAAUAAUUGAUACAGAUCGUAAAAAUAUAUUGUUACAAUCGAAUGAAGGAAAAGAUACAACUUUAUAUAUUUCAAAGAAUUAUGGUGAGACUUUUACAACCAAAGAGCUUAGUGGCAAACGAUUCAAGUAUAUUCUACCGAACAAGUGGAAGUCUGGAAAUCUGUUGGCUUUGUCAACUGACAAGACUGUUUGGAUAUCGACCGAUUUCGGUUACACUUGGAAUCAGGUGUACAAGAAGGAUACUGUGACCGAUGUGAUGUGGGAUCCCAUUAAGAACACCGAUCCAAAGGCUACCUCUGCAAUCUUUGCUAUCGUCACACAAAAAGAUGGCACCAAAUUGGUCUACUCCAAUGACAAUGGUGAUACUGAAACGAUCUUGGUUACCGGUGCACAAUCGAUGACCAGCACCGACAACUUUGUAUACAUCGGUGCAUACGAUAAGAAUCAAGGUGGUUCCAAUCUCUUUGUCAGAAGCAACACAAUGCCAGUCAACAAUGAUAAAAUGGGAUUCUUAAUGUGUGAUUUCCCAUUUGGUGAUGAUAUACAACCAAAUGAAUAUAAAAUUAUAGAUGAUUCAACUGGUGCUAUUUGGUUGGGUAUUCAAAUGAAGGAUAACUAUAGAUAUGGAACGGUGUAUACCUCUGACUCUACUGGUAGCAAGUUCACCAAGUCAAUGGAUAAGGUAUCGUUCAAGGGUCAAUAUGAUUUCACACCGAUCAGUGGUUUGAAGGGUGCCUACGUUGCCAACCAGAUCGUGUCGGGUAACAAUUUCAUUACAAAGAUCACCUAUGACAACGGUGGAAAGUGGAAACAAUUAAACUCUCCAAGUGGAUCACAAAAGGGUACCUUCCUUAACUGCUAUGGUAUCACUACAUUCCUCGACUCGCUGAAGGAGUACGGACCAUUCUACUCUACCGAUUCCGCCAUUGGUCUGGCACUAUCCACCGGUAACGUUGGUAAGCAACUGUCAUUCGAUACUCCAGCCUCGAAAAUCGGUACAUACCUAACUAGAGAUUCUGGAAAGUCAUGGAAGUCUGUUUAUGGAGGUCCAACUAUUUAUGAAAUUGGAAAUCAUGGAACUAUUCUGUUGAUGGCAAAUGCAACUGGUGAUACCGAUAAUCUUUUAUAUUCCACUGAUCAGGGUGUUAGCUUCAAGAGUUUCCAAAUGACUCUUGGUAAGAUCGAUAUCAAGAAUAUCAUAACCGAUCCAGAGGGUGAUUCCACCAAGUUUAUCAUUCUCGGUAUGAAUAACAACAAUGUGCCGUCCGAGGGUAUUGUUUUCGGUUUGGAUUUCGCACCGCUCGGCUUGCCAGAGUGUACUGACAACGAUCACGAGCAGUAUGUCACACCUGCGAUACUCGGUCACACCAUAACCUACACCAGAGUCCGACAGGAUGCCAACUGUUUCCAGAAAGAUGCAUUGCCAGUUCAAGACCCCCAUAUCCUAAACUGCACUGUGGACGACUACGAAUGUGACAUCGGUUACAAAGAGGUAUCACCAGACGACGCCGAAAAACUUGUCUGUGCUCUCGAGAAAGACUACACUCCACCAACCUAUCCACCUUCAUUCUGUCCAUCCGGUACAAAAUAUUUUGUAACCAAAGGAUUUAGAAAGGUUGCUGGUGAUUUAUGUAGAGAUGGUGUUGCAGAUUCAUAUGAACCAGCCUAUAAAGAUUGUUCCGAUGGUUCAUCAUCAGGAAAAUCACAUGGUUGGGUUGCCGCCAUUCUCAUUCUCCUGGGUAUUGCAAUGGCUUUGGUUGGUGGUGCUUACUACCUACACAAGAAUCCCGAUAAGAAGCUUGCAUUCUACAGAAAGAUUGGUAUCAUCAAAGAGUAUAAAUACAGUACUUUAGGUAUCAAACCAGGCUCAUUAGCAGAUGAUGAAUUUGGAAUUGAAGAUGAUGACGCUCAUAUUUUAAAUGAUGACGAUUUGGUUCAAUGGAUGAUGGAUUAA
Heterostelium album PN500 is the source of this 2256-nucleotide messenger RNA. It is a transcript of the gene sort1, whose product is annotated as PDZ domain-containing protein. Gene Ontology annotation, cellular component: membrane; Golgi apparatus. Lineage: Eukaryota; Evosea; Eumycetozoa; Acytosteliales; Acytosteliaceae. The record is from RefSeq and is a predicted model, not a curated record. Gene Ontology annotation, molecular function: protein binding. Gene Ontology annotation, biological process: post-Golgi vesicle-mediated transport. The coding region runs from base 1 to 2256 and encodes 751 amino acids. The transcript has 9 exons.